AUGGAUCGCAAGCAGAGCCAGCAGAACCGUGGUGUCAUGAACGGCGAUGCCACGAACAAUGAAAACAUCAACGAUGCUGUCGGCGGCGCCAUCAACGACGCCGUCAAUGAUGCCGUCCACGAUGCUAUGGAAGAUGCGUUCAACAAGGCUAUCACCAAAGCUACACAUGAUGGUCUCCGUACUGCCAUCGACUAUAUUAUGAACGACGACAACAUGAACGAUGAUGCUACGAACGGUGAUGCCAUGGUCGUGGAUGACGAGGACGUUGACAUGGACCAAGAAGCCGCUGAUGAUAAUGAUGACAUCGCCAGUUUGUCUGACCUCGUCCCCAUCGUAUAUGCCGACGUCCGUCGUGAAGUCCACGUUAUGGCAAACUACAUCAACCCGCGACCCCCCCUGUCGCCUACCAACACGUCGAUGAGCGAGGGCAGUGAUGAUGAUUUCGAGCCCGAGGGUAGCGGCAUGAACCCAACGGACCUCGAUGAUAGUCCACCUCCACGACGCAGCUCAUUUAUUCCUGAGUACCGAAGCAACAUGAUCUUCAUGCUUACGCCCGAGUCAGAGGCUGAUAUUGAGGCUGAGGAUGAGACUGAGCUCGAGUCAGGCUUGCCGGCAUCCUCUGCCAGACACCAUCAGGGUAGUAUGGUAUCGUCGCCAGUGCCUGAAGAAGACUUGCCGCCAUACUCCGGCACUGGUCUCAGUGACGUUGAGCCAUCCCCACGUCUACCUCCAUCCUCGAACUAUUUACGAGGCAAUACUGCAGGCUCAUCUGCGAACCGCCGAUCACGCGAUGUGACCCCAACCCCGAGGCCCAUCCAACGCGAGAGCAAUGUCAUUGCAAGUUCCCCCUUUAGAAGUAACGCGACAACAGUCGUCGCGCGAGAAAGCAGUGUCGUCGCACGAGAAAGCAGUGUCGCCGCACCCGAGAGCAAUGUCGUCUCUGUUAUAGACGAGCCCCAGGAACAUGACAACGCGUACUUCCCGAUGUACUACGAAGUUGAUGAAAACAAUGUCGUGAAAGCUCUCGUUCCCGAAGUUACAAUAUCGAUGGAGCAGGCUCAAGAGCGUGGCUGGAUAUUACCCAGUUACCACCCAACAGCCCAUCUGUCCCCGAUACAGCUACGCGGCCACAACGAAGUUGCGAUCGAGGUCAACGAGUUCAAGUUGCCUCUCUUGCUGCACGAUCUUAUUGAUUAUACCAACCCACACGUCAUGGUGCUUCAUCAAGACCGCGCUUUCAUCCAGGGCCCGCACGCAGACGUCAUGGCCUACUUGACGAAGCUCACCCAGUCGCUGGAUCUCGAGGGAAAGGCCGUAUUCUGGUACACCGAGCACGCUUCCGGCGCUCGCGCUACAGCCUACGAACGACGCGGCCACCGCCGCGGAGAAGGACUCGUAGACGUCAACUACGCGCGCCUGCCCUUGAAGGAUGACACGGUCGAGUUCCUCCAGCAAAAGGCUUGGACUAAGGGUUCUGGCCAUUUCACCGUAGCGAUGCUGAUGGUAGCGGAUCCUUCCGGCCCCGACGGCUAUGGCCGUGGACGCCGUCUCGAACGCGUUUUCCCAGCCCGAACGCCUUGAGCACGAAGAUAUGAUUUGAUUGGCUAUUCCAUACCCCCAACACCUAUGAAUGCAAUUUACUAAGUUCCGAAGGGUUUUUUGCAUCGCACACACGGCAAUGAGUGGCGGGGAACAUAAGAAUAGCAACUUGGGAAGAUGGACAUUGUGUUUUCUGGGAGUGAACAAGGGCUUACGGAAGUCUACGGAUAUUCGGACGAAAUGAUGAUCUCGAACUCAUCGGUGGAAUUAAUGGCUUCAUUUGCGGUGAGGUGAGCUCGAGAUAAAGGAAGUCUAUGGAUAUUCGGACGAGAUGGUGACUAUCUCUAGGCUCAUCGGUGG
This is a messenger RNA of Hypoxylon fragiforme, 1899 nucleotides long. RefSeq lists its product as uncharacterized. The transcript is spliced from 2 exons. The record is from RefSeq and is a predicted model, not a curated record. Lineage: Eukaryota; Fungi; Ascomycota; Sordariomycetes; Xylariales; Hypoxylaceae. The coding region runs from base 1 to 1581 and encodes 526 amino acids.